Molecule: messenger RNA, 1995 nt
Organism: Orycteropus afer afer
Lineage: Eukaryota; Metazoa; Chordata; Mammalia; Tubulidentata; Orycteropodidae
Gene: PODN
Product: podocan
Molecular function (GO): protein binding
Source: RefSeq, a predicted model, not a curated record
AUGGAAGGAGACCACGUCCGCGGAGCGCAGCCGAGACUCGGAGAGCGCGUUCGGCAGGCUGGGCGCGGCGCAGCGCCGGGGCGCAGCAGGUACCGGCACCCUUGGUCCCCUGUGCCUACCAGUGGGGCUGACUCAACCCCUCCUGCAGGCAUCAUGGCCCAGAGCAGGGCGCUGCUGUUCCUGCUGCUGCUGCCCCCGCAACUGCAGCUGGGACUAGUGCUCGCAGUGAGGGCCCCUGCGUCAGGCCGAACCAACACUCACAGCCUGAGCCCCGAGGAGAACGAGUUCAUGGAGGGGCCGGUGCUGGUCCUGAGCCCUGAGGAACCAGGGCCCGGCCAGGCCACAGUUGACUGCCCCCGUGACUGCGCCUGCUCCCAGGAGGGUGUCGUGGACUGUGGUGGCAUUGACCUGCGCGAGUUCCCAGGGGACCUGCCAGAGCACACCAACCACCUGUCCCUGCAGAACAACCAGCUGGAGAAGAUCUACCCCGAGGAGCUCUCUCGGCUGCACCUGCUGGAGACUCUGAACCUCCAGAACAACCGUCUGACUUCCCGAGGGCUCCCGGAGGAGGCGUUUGAGCACCUGACCAACCUCAAUUACCUGUACCUGGCCAAUAACAAGCUGACCUUGGCACCCCGAUUCCUGCCCAACACUCUGAUCAGUGUGGACUUUGCUGCCAACUAUCUCACCAAAAUCUACGGGCUCACCUUUGGCCAGAAGCCAAACUUGAGGUCCGUGUACCUGCACAACAACAAGCUGGCGGAUGCCGGGCUGCCAGACAACAUGUUUAAUGGCUCCAGCAAUGUCGAGAUCCUCAUCCUAUCCAGCAACUUCCUGCGCCACGUGCCCAAACACCUGCCGCCUGCCCUCUACAAGCUGCACCUCAAGAACAACAAGCUAGAGAAGAUCCCACCAGGUGCCUUCAGUGAGCUUAGCAACCUGCGUGAGCUGUACCUGCAGAACAACUACCUGACUGAUGAGGGCCUGGAUAAUGAGACCUUCUGGAAGCUCUCCAGCCUAGAGUAUCUGGAUCUGUCCAGCAACAACCUGUCGCGCGUCCCAGCGGGGCUGCCACGCAGUCUGGUGCUGCUGCACCUCGAGAAGAACGCCAUCCGAAGAGUGGACGCGGACGUGCUGACCCCCAUCCGCAGCCUUGAGUACCUGCUGCUGCACAGCAACCGGCUGCAGGCGCACGGCAUACACCCGCUGGCCUUCCAGGGCCUCAAGAAGCUGCACACGGUGCACCUGUACAACAACGCGCUGGAGCGCGUGCCCAGCAGCCUGCCCCGCCGCGUGCGCACCCUCAUGAUCUUGCACAACCAGAUCACGGGUAUCGGCCGCAACGAUUUCGCCACCACCUACUUCCUGGAGGAGCUCAACCUCAGCUACAACCGCAUCACCAGCCCGCAAGUGCAUCGUGACGCCUUCCGCAAGCUGCGUCUCCUGCGCUCUCUAGACCUGUCUGGGAACCGGCUGCAAACGCUGCCGCCGGGCCUGCCCCGCAAUGUGCAAGUGCUGAAGGUCAAGCGCAAUGAGCUGGUCGCCCUGGCGCGAGGGUCGCUGGCCGGCAUGGCCAAGCUGUGUGAGCUCUACCUCACCGGAAACCGGCUGCGCAGCCGGGCCUUGAACCCGCGUGCUUGGGCAGACCUCACUGGCCUGCAGCUGCUGGACGUCGCUGGGAAUCAACUCACAGAGAUCCCUGAGGGGCUCCCUGAGUCACUCGAGUACCUGUACCUGCAGAACAACAAGAUUAGCUCCGUACCUGCCAAUGCCUUUGACUCCACACCCAACCUCAAAGGGAUCUUUCUCAGGUUCAACAAGCUGGCCGUGGGCUCUGUGGUGGAAAGCGCCUUCCGGAGGCUGAAGCACCUGCAGGUCUUGGACAUUGAAGGCAACUUUGAAUUUGGUGACGUUUCCAAGGACCGUGGCCGCUUGAAGGAGGAAGAGGAGGAAGAGGAAGAGGAGGAGGAAGAGGAGGAAGAUGAAGCGAGAUAG